Messenger RNA from Fundulus heteroclitus (mummichog), 672 nucleotides. Its product is annotated as gamma-crystallin M2-like. Gene Ontology annotation, biological process: visual perception; lens development in camera-type eye. The transcript is spliced from 3 exons. The record is from RefSeq and is a predicted model, not a curated record. NCBI's taxonomy places the organism in Eukaryota, Metazoa, Chordata, Actinopteri, Cyprinodontiformes, Fundulidae. Gene Ontology annotation, molecular function: structural constituent of eye lens. The coding region runs from base 1 to 606 and encodes 201 amino acids.
AUGGAGCGCACAGGGAAGUUUGCUUGCCCUGCUGGUACUGGCAGCCAUAGAGGUGGAUCAAAUGUCUCUAACCCAGAAUCCCGCUUUCAGAUCUUCUUCUACGAGGACAAGAACUUCCAGGGUCGCUCCUUUGAAUGCGGCAGCGACUGCCCCGAGCUCAGCUCCCACUUCAGCCGCUGCAACUCCAUCCGAGUGGAGGGUGGGACCUGGGUCAUCUAUGAGAGGCCGCAGUACUUGGGCUACCAGUACGUCCUCUUCAAGGGCGAGUACCCCACGCUGCAGAGCUGGAACGGCUUCAGUGACACCAUCCGUUCCUGUCGCCUCAUCAGACACCCAUCCAGCAGGCACAGGAUCCGCAUCUACGAACGUCCGGACUUCAGCGGCCAGAUGAUGGAGUUCAGCGAAGACCUGUCUGACCUGCAGGACCGCUGGCGCCACCACGGGGUGCACUCAGCCCACGUCCAGGACGGGAUCUGGAUCUUCUACGAGAGUCCCAACUACAGGGGACGCCAGUACCUGCUGGAAAAAGGGGAGUACAGACGUCACUCUGAGUGGGGCGCUCUACAUCCGGCCGUGGGCUCCAUUCGGCGUGCUGUGGACAUCUAGUCACAAACAAGGCCUCUCCUUUAGCUCACCUGAUUCCCUUCUCUUACCUUCUAAACUGAACCUUCU